AUGGUUUUGCGAUUCCAGAGGAGUGAGUCUGCAGAAGACAUGUCGUCUUACUUACAUGGAAUCAACAAUGCCCUGAGAUCGGAAAAUGGAAAUUUGACAUCCGAGGAUCCAAACAUGCAGCUGGAUUGGAUUAAACGUCAAGGCAAGAAGGCAACUCCAUUGGCCGUUCAUCUGUUGAUGAUCGUCUCCGUUGGAGCUUAUGCAGUUUUUGGAGCUGUUGUCAUGAGAAAGCUGGAAUCCAAACCCAUUGCUGAAGUUAAGGCUGUCAUUGAGAAAAGACAUUCUGAUCUACACAUCAAUCCAGAAACUCUGGCUAAAGCUUUAGAAGCUGGUAGUUCAAUUCACCGACGUAGAAGGCGGCAUAAUGAUUCUGUCAUACUGGAAAAAGUUCUUUUAGAAGAAGAAAUGAAUAAUUUGACGAACAGGGAAAAGCGAACAGCAGCUCAGGUUAUGCGGAGCCGACGUUGCGUGAUCUCUGCCAUAAAAAAAUUAGCUGAGUUUGAGUGCUCACUCAGUACUUUGAAUGAGAAAUUAAUAAAAGAAAUGGAUAAAUGCUAUCACAUAUCAGUAGAACAAGAUGUCUUUCAUCCUCCCAAUCCACAUGCAGGUCCUCACUUAAAACAAUCGGAUGGAGAUGAUGAGAUUCAGCCUUGGUCUUUCAUGGAUUCGCUUCUGUUCGCAUUUACUGUCAUAACUACUAUAGGUUAUGGUAAUGUGGCACCAAAAACUUUUGCUGGAAGAUUAUUUGUUGUUUUAUACGGUCUGGUUGGAAUACCAUUCACACUCUUAGCUAUUGCCGACUUGGGUAAAUUUCUAUCAGAAAUCAUGGCUGAUUGGACACAACGACUGAAUAAGCUUCGAAAGAAAUUCAGGGACGAUUGGAUUGUUCGGAUGAAGCUAAAAGGUUAUGAGAACAGUAAGAAGAAAACGUCUCGUAGAGGAAGUUUAGAUGAAAUCAUCUCAGUUGAGGAAGGAAAGAUGGAAGAGAAGAACUUGUCAGCUAAGGCGGAAGAAGGGGAUGAUAUAGAAGACAGUCAAGCUAUUGCUCUCUUCAUAGUUUUUCUACUCUAUAUAGCAAUGGGAGGUUUAAUGUUGGCUUCGUACGAACCUGACAUGGACUUCUUUAAAGCUGUUUACUUCAAUUUCGUAACUCUAACAUCAAUCGGAUUAGGUGAUAUAGUGCCUCGAAGUGAAACGUACAUGGUUUUCACGAUUGUUUACAUAGCUAUUGGCUUAGCUUUAACAACAAUGGCAAUCGAAAUUGCUGCUGAUACUCUUAAGAAGUUACACUAUUAUGGAAGAAAAAUAGAGAAUGUUGGCAGUGUUGCUAUUUGGUUUGGAGGAAAGAAGAUGACCAUGAAAGCUCUUGUUAAAAAUUUGGGUGAUCAGUUCAAUCUACCAACAACUGUCAUAAAGGAUUUAGAUUUGGAUAAUUUUGUUGACAUGGCUAUUAAAGUAGAAGAAGGACAAAUUGAAACUUUGCGACCUCCUCCAUUUGAACCAGAUCCAGAAGAGUUCACAGGUAAUUUUAUGGAUGAGGCAGCACAAGAGUGGAUUUCUGAACCUACACCUUCGCCCGAGCCUGAGCCUAAGGAACCUACACCUGAGCCUACGCCUGAGCCAACACCUCCUCCAACACCAACUCCACGAGAACCCACUCCUAUUCCUACACCGGAACCGCCAAAAGAGCCAACUCCAGAGCCAACCCCAAGUCCAUCUCCUGAACCUAAAGUAGAGACACCGCCUAGAACUCCAACACCAGAACCUGUAGAAGAGCCACCACCUCCAGAAGUAAAGGAAGAAUCACCUCCACCUCAGAAACCGAGAGCGCUAACUGCAGCUGAGCUUGCAGCUCAGAAAAGGAGGGCUUAUAGUGAGGAAGCUUGGAGAAGAUAUCAGGAGUAUCAAAAGCAAUGGAAAAAGUUCCGUCAAACUCAAAAAGUCCCAGCUCCUGCUACAGGUACGGGUUCAUCGACACGCAGUGGAUCGGGCCCCGGUUCAUCAAAGGGUUCCACACAACCUGGCACUCCAGAAGCUAAAUGA
Auanema sp. JU1783 is the source of this 2043-nucleotide messenger RNA. NCBI's taxonomy places the organism in Eukaryota, Metazoa, Nematoda, Chromadorea, Rhabditida, Rhabditidae. The record is from the annotation of a GenBank genome assembly.